AUGGCGGACGUGGGCGCCAUGCUUGCGAGGAGGUACAAAGUUCUCAUUAUCUUUGUUCUCUUCACGCUCAACAAUGGCUUUGCUUGGCUCAUGUUUGAUCCUGUGGCGGGGCGACUCGAGAAGAAUGUAAAGGGGUUAACGGUGGCUCAGCUGCAAGUUCUCUCUUCUUGGCAGCCGCUGAUGUUCCUUUUAAUGUUUCUCCCCGUGAUGAAAAUGGUCACGCGGCCGGAUGGACUGCGAAAGGCGGUGCGCCUUGGGGCCACAUGUGAGUUACUCGGCGCGGUAUUUAAAAUAGUCGGCUCCCUCGCCCGAAAGUCGUACGCGGGCUUGGUGCUUCUUCACGUGGGGCAGAUUUUCAGUGGCGUCGGGUCGCCUGUGGCGACAGGCUGUGUCUCGGCCCUCUCCGCCGUUUGGUUUGGCCCAACUGAGAGGACGCGGGCCACUGCUGCCGCGGUACUGUCAAACUCUGUGGGAAAUGCGCUUGCCUACAUCUUUGUUCCAGCCAUCACAGAGUCUUCAUCGUUUGUGUUCGUCACCGUUUACGAGGCUGCGAUGGCCGCGAUUGCGGCCGUGUUUGUGUGGUUUUGUUUACCUGCGCAAAAGGCUCCCGUUGUGGCGGGAGGGGCCGCUGAGACAAGCCCAAGCGACGGUGUUGCCGGCGAGGAAAAAUCCCUCCGCGGCCAGCUCCGUCAGCUGCUUGGCACACCGUCAGUUGUUUUUCUGCUACUCAUAUAUUCUUGGUCUGCUGGAGGCUUCUCGGCGUGGAUAUCUCUCUUUGACGCGACCUACAACAGAUUUUUUUCGGAGAGCUUUAUUGGACUUAUGAGCUUCGCUGGCAUGGUGGCGUACGUCGUUGGUGGUUUGGUCUCCUCGUGGCUCACGGACCUUUGCUUCCCUCGCCAGAUGAAGUAUGUGAUUUUCCUCUGCAUCACCUGCAAUUCUGUGAGCAACAUCUUGUUUGUGGCAUCCGCCCCAAACAAUGACGGCUACUCGCUGUAUCCGCCCGGGCGGGCGUGGAUUGGCGCGGUCACAGCACUGUGCGGGUUUUGGAAUGGAGCCGCCGCCCCGUUGUUUUAUGAACUGAUCGCGGAAAUUUCAUACCCGGUAGAUGAGGGUGUGAGCGGUAUCGCUGUUUCCGUUUGCGAGAACCUCGGCGCGCUGUUUUUCUAUCAGGUAGUCUCACGGUUCUACACGGGGGAGUCCAUGAGCGUCGCGUACUCCAUUGGAAUGACAGUGGCGGUGGCCCUUUCAGCCGCGGUGCGACAGAGAUACAACAGGUCUUACCACGUUUAUCUGCAAUACCGACAAGCUGCUUCGGUGACUGUCGUAGAAACAGAUACCCCCACUGUGUAG
Messenger RNA from Trypanosoma conorhini, 1353 nucleotides. Its product is annotated as MFS transporter, FLVCR family, disrupted in renal carcinoma protein 2. Gene Ontology annotation, molecular function: transmembrane transporter activity. The transcript has a single exon. Bases 1 to 1353 code for a protein of 450 amino acids. The record is from RefSeq and is a predicted model, not a curated record. NCBI's taxonomy places the organism in Eukaryota, Euglenozoa, Kinetoplastea, Trypanosomatida, Trypanosomatidae. Gene Ontology annotation, biological process: transmembrane transport. Gene Ontology annotation, cellular component: membrane.